UUCUCACAGAGGGUGGUUGGCGUCGAUACCUUAAGCAGACAACGAAAAUCGUACAAGUGGUCACAAAAUUUAAAAAUAGAAAUAUUUUAACAAAGAAUACAAAAAAAUACAAUUUCAAUGAGAACAAAAUGCAAAUCUUAUGGUGUUUAUUUUGGUGUAUAAUUGUAAAUUCUUUGGGAAAUUCCCAACAAUAUUCACAAAUAAAUAUAGGUGCCUUAUUUUAUGAAGAUGAAUUGGAUAUAGAGAAAACAUUUGAAGCUACUGUGGAACGUAUAAAUAGCGAAAAUGAGGGUAUAUUUAAACUUUUUCCACUUAUAAGAAGACUUAGUCCAGUAGAUAGCAGCAUUGCCUUAGAAAAAGAAGCUUGUGACUUAAUAGAUAAUGGUGUCGCUGCUAUUUUCGGACCAAGUUCAAAGGCAGACAGUGACAUUGUUUCUCUCAUUUGCAAUAGUACCGGUAUACCUCACAUUCUAUUUGACGCUCUUAGUGAAGAGCAUCAAUUGCAAAAACAAAACCAUCAGUUAACGAUAAACGUUUAUCCCGCUCAAUUGAUUUUAUCAAAAGCUUAUGCAGAUAUAGUGCAGAAUUUUGGAUGGAGAAAAUUCACUGUGGUGUACGAUGAAGAAGAUGUAAGUGCACCCACACGCCUUCAAGAUCUCUUACAAUUAAGAGACCUUCAUAACGAUGUGGUACGUGUGCGUAAGUUUAAGCGCAAUGACGAUUAUCGAAUAAUAUGGAAGAGUAUUAAGGGUGAAAGACGUAUUGUCUUGGAUUGUUCUCCUGAUAUUUUAGUAGAGGUGUUGAAUGCCUCCAUACCUUUUGAUUUAACUGGUCAAUAUAAUAAUUUAUUUUUAACCAAUUUGGAAACUCACAGCUGUAAUUUGGAGGAUUUGAAAGACAAUGUAACUUUUGCAGUCAAUGCUACGGCAGCACGUUUAGGAAUGAAUGGAAAAAUUUAUGACCUUAAUGUCUGGGAGCGAUCCUCCUUAUAUAGAAGUGAUAAUAACAACUACAAUACACCCUUACGGACUUUACUACCAGAUCUUAUUUAUGAUGCUGUAACGCUGUAUGGUUUGGCUCUUCGAAAUAUAUCAACAAUGUAUCAAAUUAACCCUCCAAGGGUACGAUGUGAAUAUGAUAACUACAACAAAGGACAAACCUGGGCUAUGGGUCGCUUUAUUAACAGAGUUAUGAAAACUAUCGCUCCCUUAAACGAUGAACAUUUUCGCUCCAGCUUAAUGCAAUUCGAUGAGGACGGUCAGCGUAUUAAUUUUAAAAUUGAAAUAUAUGAACCAUUAGAAAAUUACGGGGUGGCUUUUUGGGAUACCAAGGGACAAAUUACUCCACAACAUGUGCAGGCCAAUGUGACAAAGAAGUUCAUAUAUCGCGUGGCUACACGUAUAGGAGAACCCUAUUUUAUGGAAAAUCAAACUGCCAUAGAGGCAAAUAUAACUGGCAAUGGUCGUUAUAUGGGGUAUGCUGUAGAUUUAAUUGAUGCUUUGGCAAAAGAGAAUGGUUUUGAAUAUGUUUUUGUUCCAGUAGCCGAUAAUGCAUAUGGAAAGUACAACAAAGAAACUAAACAAUGGAAUGGUAUAAUAGGAGAAUUAAUCAAUAAUGAUGCUCAUAUGGGUAUUUGUGAUCUAACUAUUACCCAGGCUCGCAAAACAGUUGUGGAUUUCACCGUUCCCUUCAUGCAAUUGGGCAUCAGCAUAUUGAGUUACCAAAAGCCAUUCGAACAAAAGGAAUGGAGUGCAUUUUUAGAGCCGUUCACAAAAGAUGUUUGGAUCUAUGUAAUGAUUUCUGUAUUCAUUAUUGCAUUUUUGUUUAUUUUUAUGGCUAGAAUUUCCAAAGAUGAAUGGGAAAAUCCCCAUCCUUGUAACCAAGACCCAGAUGCCUUAGAAAAUAAAUGGAAUAUUUUAAAUAGUUUUUGGUUAACAAUUGGCUCCAUAAUGACAGCUGGUAGUGAUAUUUUACCCCGUAGUGCUCCCAUGCGUACGUUUAAUGCCAUGUGGUGGAUUUUUGCAGUCAUUAUUACCAAUUCCUAUACAGCUAAUUUAGCUGCUUUUUUGACCAACAGUAAAAUGGAGGGGUCAAUAACGGGUAUAGAAGAUUUAGCUGGACAAACCGCUGUUAAAUUUGGCACUAUAGAGGGUGGUAGUACAUACACAUUCUUUUCGGAAUCGAAUGAAACCACUUAUCGUUUGGCCUACAACAUGAUGCAACACUAUGAUCCUUCGGCCUAUACUAAGGAUAAUAUAGAGGGGGUGGAAAGAGUAUUGAAAAAUAAUGGUUCCUACAUGUUUUUAAUGGAAACUACCAGUUUGGAAUACAAUACAGAACGGAAUUGUAAAUUAAAAAUGUUGGGAGAGAAGUUUGGUGAAAAACAUUAUGCUAUAGCAGUGCCAUUUGGAGCUGAAUAUCGGUCCAACUUGAGUGUAGCCAUUCUCAGAUUAGGCGAACGUGGCGAACUUUUUAAAUUAAAAAAUAAAUGGUGGAAAAAUCAUAACAACACCUGCGAUGCAGAAGUCCAAAGUGAUUCCGAAACACCUGACAUGACAUUCUCGGAAGUGCGUGGUAUAUUUUACACACUAGGUGUCGGCGUGUUGGUGGCUUAUAUAGCGGGUAUUGUAGAGUUCUUACUUUACACACACAAGGUUGCCCUGGAAGAGAAAAUGACUUUUAAAGAAGCUUUCAUCAAAGAGUUUAAGUUUGUCUUGUGCGUUUGGAAUAAUAAGAAGCCGAUCAAUGUAACUCCAACAAAUAGUACACGAUCAUCAUCACGUUUGUCGGGUAAUACUAUAAAAUCGGGUAAAUCUGGAAAGUCGUCAAAAUCUUUAAAAUCGAAUUCAAGAAAAAAUACGCCACCUGCUGAGAUGUUGGAACGAAAAAGUUUGAAAAGUUUAAAGAGUGCAAUUGUCAAUUUAGUUGAGGGUAAAAUGUGAGAUUUUACAAAUAAUAUUGUGUUUUACAAAUUAAAAAAUAUUAAAAAAUAUUAGAAAAUAAAAAUGUAAAUUAUGAUUUAAAUCACAAUUUUAUUGUAGUUAUUUA
Lucilia cuprina (Australian sheep blowfly) is the source of this 3048-nucleotide messenger RNA. RefSeq names its product glutamate receptor ionotropic, kainate 2 (gene GluRIIC). Lineage: Eukaryota; Metazoa; Arthropoda; Insecta; Diptera; Calliphoridae. Gene Ontology annotation, biological process: monoatomic ion transport; synaptic transmission, glutamatergic; modulation of chemical synaptic transmission. Bases 129 to 2942 code for a protein of 937 amino acids. Gene Ontology annotation, cellular component: plasma membrane; postsynaptic membrane. Gene Ontology annotation, molecular function: glutamate-gated receptor activity; transmitter-gated monoatomic ion channel activity involved in regulation of postsynaptic membrane potential. The record is from RefSeq and is a predicted model, not a curated record. The transcript has 12 exons.